AUGUGGUACUCGACGCGCCAAGAGGGUUUCGAUGAUCCCCGCCCGUCCCUCCGCGGGCCGUGUGUGGAUCUGCCUGGAUUCCUGUGCUGCGGCGCAAGUGGCAACUCGUACUUCCUUCGGGGCGGGUCUCUCCUCCAAGUCCUAUCGCUUUCUGGUUUGUUCGUCUCUUACUGGACCUUCGGAGGAUCCGGCCUCUUCGGCUAUGAACUCGAAGGCCUCAGCGAGGAGGCGCGAGCGUCGCACUCCUUCCAGAUCGCGAUGGCUGUAUGGUCGGGCCUCUACAUGAUUGGUGCUGCGUACCUCGUCUGCUUCCAGGCCAUUCUUGCUGAUGAUGCGUGCUGGGCUCGUGGGUACCGUGCAGGGAGCAAAAUCCUGCGCCUGGCGACCUUCCUGGAUCUUCUGAGCAGCAUCAUGCAGUUCAUUUUCUAUUUGUACAUCGCCAAGUUCUACAGCGCCAAGUGGUAUGCUCACUUCCAGGAAGGCGGCUCCGAGCGCAUUUUCUUUUCGUACAUUCGCUGCAUGCAUUCGGUGGCCCUCCUCCUGUACGCGUGCGCGUACUACCUGCUUGAAGUUUACCAUGACGAAGGCGCUGGCGACCUCCACGCCUACAUCAACGCCUCCCUCUUCGCGCUCGCGGGAACCGUUGAAUUCUUCGUGCUCUUUGCUGGCAUGAGCGGCCUGGCUACCAUCCUCAUCUGGCUGGCCCUUGUUGCCGUCGCCACGUGGGCGUUCUUCUUCGAACCGGAAGUCAACGAAGUCUCUCCGUCGCUGCAUGAAACGGAACUGACAAACGACGUUGAGCAACAGGUUGAAAAGUUCGCCCGCAUGUCUCCCUACUACCCUGCUGAGGAAACUGGCGCAGCCGCCCCUCUGACGGCUGCGGGGUCCAUGGUCAUGGGGGGUGUGAAAUCUCAAUCAUCGAUGCUGGCACAAGAGGAUGUGGAAAUUGGUGUGGGCCAGAACUAUCGACAGUGA
This is a messenger RNA of Neospora caninum, 975 nucleotides long. RefSeq lists its product as hypothetical. The transcript has 5 exons. Lineage: Eukaryota; Apicomplexa; Conoidasida; Eucoccidiorida; Sarcocystidae. Bases 1 to 975 code for a protein of 324 amino acids. The record is from RefSeq and is a predicted model, not a curated record.